Molecule: messenger RNA, 1091 nt
Organism: Hylaeus volcanicus
Lineage: Eukaryota; Metazoa; Arthropoda; Insecta; Hymenoptera; Colletidae
Gene: Vha26
Product: V-type proton ATPase subunit E
Exons: 5
Coding region: 142-822 (226 amino acids)
Biological process (GO): proton transmembrane transport
Cellular component (GO): proton-transporting two-sector ATPase complex, catalytic domain
Molecular function (GO): proton-transporting ATPase activity, rotational mechanism
Source: RefSeq, a predicted model, not a curated record
GUGUCAUAUGAUCGUCAUUAACCGAAGACACUUUCGUCAGUAGGCGUUGACUCCUUGAAAAAUUCGAUUCGGUUGUAUAGGGUCGGUUAAUAAUUCGAAAAAGCUUUAUUCCGAGGAACGAGCUAAUUCUAAAGCUUCAAAAUGGCACUGAGCGAUGCAGACGUACAAAAACAGAUUAAACAUAUGAUGGCCUUCAUUGAGCAAGAGGCCAAUGAAAAGGCAGAAGAGAUUGAUGCUAAAGCAGAAGAAGAAUUUAAUAUUGAAAAAGGUCGUUUGGUUCAGCAACAGAGACUUAAAAUUAUGGAAUACUAUGAAAAGAAGGAGAAACAAGUUGAACUUCAAAAGAAAAUUCAAUCAUCCAACAUGCUGAAUCAGGCUCGAUUAAAAGUCCUGAAAGUCAGAGAAGACCAUGUACGCAGUGUACUUGAUGAAGCAAGAUUAAAAUUAGCGGAAAUAUCACGAGAUUCUUCACGUUAUGGUGGAAUUUUGGAAUUACUAAUUUUGCAAGGCUUGUGUCAGUUGACAGAAGCUCAUGCUACUGUUCGUGUACGUCAAGUAGAUCUUCCUCUAGUAGAAUCUAUUCUCAAUGCUGUACAGGAUACAUAUAAACAACUAACAAGAAAGGAUGUUUUGAUUAAAAUUGAUCAAGACAAUUUCCUUUCUCCCGACAGUUGUGGUGGUGUUGACUUAUAUGCAGGAAGAGGGCGCAUAAAGGUCAGCAAUACUUUGGAAACAAGAUUAGAAUUAAUAGCGCAACAAUUAGUACCGGAAAUACGUUCUGCUCUAUUUGGAAGCAACCCUAAUCGCAAAUUCACCGAUUAAAAAGAAUUCCUUUCUCAUUUUCUCUUUUUCCUCCGUUUCUUUCUAUAUUUUCCUUCCUAACAAAACAUUCCCUUCUUUAGAACGCUAAAAUGACUGCAGAAUUCGUUGUGUAGAAUGUAGAAUUUGUUGUUGAAAUUGUUGGAAAGAGAGGGAAGGUGAAAUUGUAAAUUAUAUAAACAUGCGCGUGCGAGCAGGCGCAGCACAUAAAUAUAUAUAUAUAUAAAUAUAUAAAUAUAAUAUACAUAUACCUAUAAAGUAUUUUAUGUGAA